This is a messenger RNA of Lichtheimia ornata, 2988 nucleotides long. RefSeq lists its product as uncharacterized. Lineage: Eukaryota; Fungi; Mucoromycota; Mucoromycetes; Mucorales; Lichtheimiaceae. The transcript has 19 exons. Bases 1 to 2988 code for a protein of 995 amino acids. The record is from RefSeq and is a predicted model, not a curated record. Gene Ontology annotation, molecular function: ATP binding; ATP-dependent chromatin remodeler activity.
AUGGUCACCACUCGUAACAGUUCUCGUGCUCAAAGAGCCACUGGUGCAUCCUCCUCGUCUUCCCAAUCGGGUCACACAACUCCAAGAAGCCGCCGAGAAGCUACAAGCAGCUCUGAUCGCCCCAAUGUGAUCACUGUUUUAUCAGACGACGACAAUGACUUUCAAGACUUGAUUCUACCAGUACGACGACGACGAAUGGAACCCACCACAACGACACCUGUGCGCAGUAGCAAGCGUCUCAAGCAACGUGAUCAAGGUGCUGCGGAAGGCGAUCGCAAAGGCAAAGGCAAAGGCCGAAUGACACUCCCCACACCGAUUGUGUCAAGCGAUGACAGCACAACGUCCACACCCACGGCAGACCUUGAAGACACUGUACAAGAACCAUUGGAGGUCAAGCAAGAGGAUGUUGAACCAACAGCUUCCCACCAGUCUAUCAAGCAAGAACAUGGCAUGACCACACUUGGACAGCAAGAUGCCAAGUUGCUUGAAGACACAUUGGAGAAUGUUGUCGUAUGCAAGGGUGAACUUGAUGAGCUUGGUGAAGCGAUUCUCAAGCAAAAUGCGUCGGCGGCGAUGACGACUCCUCAAGAGGAUGAUGAGAAGCCCAAAGAUGAAGAACAUGAUAUCAAGGAUGAGGAUGAUGAGAAGCCCAAAGACGAGGAACAAGAUGUCAAGGAUGAGGAUGAUGAUCUUGGUGCCACACUUGUUGAACAAGACAUGGUUGAUGGUACAUUGGUCCAUGAUGAAGAAGCUUUGAAUGCUACAUUGGAAGAUAUCAAAGGCGAAAGCAGCAGCAGCAGUACCGAUAUUGGUGCUUCAUCCCCAACUCCAGGCUUUGAUGAUGCUUCCUCUACCACAACGGCUGGCACUUUGAAUCCAAACAACAUUCGGCUAAGCGUCCCUCCCACUGAUACUGAGGCCGAGGAUGAUGACACCAGCACAAUCGAAGAUGAAGAUGAGGAAGCCCUUUUGGAUCAACAACCUCGUCGGUUUCCUGGGACUGUAAAUCCUUCACGUGCCAACAUCAAUGCCAAACGCACUACAAGAAAGUUACUGGCUCAUCAUCCAGAGUUGGCCAACGUUUGGGAUGAACUUGAUAAUGCCAUUUCAGCCCCUGUCAAGCCUGUUGAACAACCCGAAAAACUCAAGCUUUCUUUGCUUCCAUUUCAGCGUCAUGGUGUUGGCUGGAUGCGACAACAAGAAGAAAUCAACGAUUUCAAGGGUGGCAUUCUUGCAGAUGAAAUGGGUAUGGGAAAAACUAUCCAAACGAUCGCUCUGUUACUUUCCGAUGAAGAGAGCCCCAAUCUUGUCGUUGCUCCCACAGUGGCCCUCAUGCAAUGGAAACAUGAAAUCGAAAAACACACCAACAACGCUUUGAAGGUUUGCGUCUUUCAUGGCGAUAAGCGACCCAACAAAGUCCGAGUAUUGCUAGAUCAUGAUGUCGUUCUCACUACUUACUCGGUUGUUGAAACUGCCUUCCGUUAUCAAGAACAUGGCCGAACCAAACAGGGCAAACUCGUGAAGGAGAAAUCGAUCCUGCAUCAGGUUCAAUGGCACCGUAUUAUUCUUGACGAGGCCCACAACAUCAAAGCUCGAUCUUCCAAUACAGCACGUGCAGUGUUCAACUUUGAAUCCAAGUUCAAGUGGUCCUUGACGGGUACACCUUUGCAAAAUCGAGUCGGCGAGUUGUAUUCUCUUAUCCGCUUUAUGCAAGCUGAUCCUUUUGCCUAUUAUUACUGCAAGGAUUGUCCAUGCAAGACCAUCAGUUGGCAAUUUUCGGAUGGCAAAUCCUGCGACCAGUGUGGUCAUCGUCCAAUGGACCAUACUUGUUGGUGGAACAAUGAAGUGCUCAAGCCGAUUCAACACAAUGGCUAUGUUGGCGAAGGUCGUAUUGCUAUGGAAAAGCUUGGAAAGUUGUUGGAUAAGAUGAUGCUUCGACGAACCAAGGUCCAAUGUGCCGAUGAUUUGGGAUUGCCUCCUCGAAAGGUGGUCGUGCGUCGCGAUUACUUUAGCGCUGAAGAAGAAGAGGUUUAUCGUUCACUCUUUUCGGAUUCUGCCCGCCAAUUCUCUGCUUAUGUGGAACAAGGCUCUGUGCUCAACAACUAUGCCAACAUCUUUGAGUUGCUCACCAAGAUGCGUCAAAGUGCCAACCAUCCUGACCUUGUGUUGAGAAAGACGGGUGACGAUCAACAACUUGUGUGUAUGCUCUGCAGUGAUACGCCGGAGGAUGCAAUCAGAGCCCAUUGUCGCCACAUCUUCUGCCGAGAUUGCUGUAUUCGAUACCUUGCAAGCUUUGAUGACGAAGAGGCUCCUAUGGAUCAAGGACCCAAAUGUCCAACAUGCUUUGCCCACUUCCUCGUCGAUUUGAGUCAACCUACAGUGGAACUUCAACACGAAGCAGGUUUACAUGCCACAUACGCAAAGACCAGCAUUGUCAAUCGUAUCAACAUGGACAAGUGGCGAAGUUCAACGAAGAUCGAGGCGCUUGUUGAGGAAUUAUCAAAGUUGCAAGCUGAGGAUCGUACUAUCAAGAGCAUUGUGUUUUCACAGUUUGUCAACUUCCUCGAUUUGGUCUAUUGGCGUCUCUCUCGUGCAGGCUUCGAAUGCAUUCGUUUGGAUGGUACAAUGUCACCGCAACAACGCGAUGCUGCCAUUAAACACUUUAACAACAAGCCAAGCUGCACUGUGUUCCUUAUCAGUUUGAAGGCAGGUGGUGUCGCAUUAAAUCUGGUUGAAGCAAGCCGUGUCUUUAUCUGUGACCCUUGGUGGAAUCCAGCCGUCGAAUUGCAAGCCAUGGAUCGUAUUCACCGACUUGGUCAGCGACGUCCCAUCAAGAUUACACGAUUGAUUAUUGAAAACAGUAUUGAAAACCGCAUUGUCCAAUUACAAGAUAAGAAGACGGCUCUUGUGGAUAGCACAGUGGGUCGUGAUACCUCUGCUUUGGACAAGCUGAGUGCCGAAGAUCUUCAAUUCUUAUUCGUGAUGUGA